Molecule: messenger RNA, 594 nt
Organism: Pelecanus crispus (Dalmatian pelican)
Lineage: Eukaryota; Metazoa; Chordata; Aves; Pelecaniformes; Pelecanidae
Source: RefSeq, a predicted model, not a curated record
GUUAGAAAAGAAGUUGGGGAUGUUACUAUUCUAAUCAAUAACGCUGGCAUACUGCUUGGGAAAAAGUUUUGUGACAUUCCAGAUGCAGAUUUUGAAAAGACCUUAAGAGUCAACUUCCUCUCUCAAGUCUGGACUUGCAAGGCCUUCCUUCCAGCCAUGAUGACCUAUAACCGUGGACACCUGGUUAGCGUAGCCAGUGCAGCAGGAUUGUUGGGAGUCCACAGAAUGUCAGAUUAUGCUGGAAGUAAAUGUGCAAUCAUUGGAAUGAUGGAAGCCUUAGAUUCGGAAAUGUAUCAUGGAGGAAAACAAGGCAUUAAAACCACAAUCAUUUGCCCUUAUUUUGUUAACACUAAAUUAGCUAAAGGUUUUCAAACCCAAAACCACCUUUUUCUUCCUGUUUAUGAUGCAGAGUAUGUAGCCAGCAAGAUCAUGGAUGCAAUUCAAAAGGAAAAGUUUUAUCUAAUCAUGCCUCCGACUUUACGCACUCUUGCUUUCAAACUUCUUGUUCCUAGGAAAAUGGUACUACUCUUUGAAUCUUGCCUUAAGAUUGCCAACAGCUUGGAUAAAGCCUUUGGUCGGAAAAAAAAGGAUUGA